AUGGUUUCAAUCAGCUGCGCUCGCCGUUUGCUGAUUCUUUGUCGGCAUGUGGCAGCGCCACACACACCCACUAAUGCCCGUUUGGUCAUGGCUGGUGUCGCAGAUGCCUCUGCUGAUCUGAAGCGCAGUCGCCGUCAAGGACAUGCCGUUCCAGAUGCCCUGAAGCAGGAAGGAAGUUCGGCUGUAGCGUAUUUCGAGAACAAUGCGCGCAGGCUAUCCCAUGCAGAGAAGGUUCGAACGAUGCUUCGCACUACCAGCAGUGGCACGCUCUCGACAGUGCAUCAUGAAACUGGCUGGCCAUACGGAAGCAUUGUGAACUUUGCAACAGAAGCGCGUUCUGUCGCCGAGGGCGGCGCUCGUAUUGUGACCUUUCUUUCGAGGUUGGCAGAACAUACAGCAAAUCUUUUGAAGAACCCCCGGGCAUGCGUGCUGGUUGCAGAAGUCCAAGGCAAAGGUGAUCGCCUUGCUGUUGCGCGAGCUGCACUUCUGGUGGAAGCAUUGCAGGUUGAGAAGACAGACGCCGCGAAGAAGGCGUUUUUGUCUGUUCAUCCCAAUGCAUCAUACGUACAUUUCGAAGAUUUCUUGUGCUUCGAGAUGUCUGUGAGCUCCAUCCGGUACAUUGGUGGCUUUGGCGAGAUGUCUUGGGUUGCCGGGCAGGAGUUUGCAUCUGCGGAGUUUGAUCCUGUUGCUGCGGAUGCGGACGCCGUCAAAAACGCGGUGGAGCACUGCAACGAGGAUCAUGCUGAUGCAGUUUUGGACAUGGCCAAGGCGUUUGCAGGUCUUCCCUCGGCUGCCAAAGCCACCAUGCUUUCAGUGGACCGUUAUGGGUUUGAUGUCCUUUGUCAGAUGCCAGAUGGUUUGAGGCGCAGCCGGGUUGAAUUUCCGCAGCGUUUGAACGGCUCCGCUGAUUUGCGGGAGGCGAUGAUGAAAACUACUCAGUUGGCUCGGGAGAAGUUGCCGCAGACGUGA
Messenger RNA from Symbiodinium natans, 969 nucleotides. NCBI's taxonomy places the organism in Eukaryota, Dinophyceae, Suessiales, Symbiodiniaceae. The record is from the annotation of a GenBank genome assembly.